Equus caballus (horse) is the source of this 7505-nucleotide messenger RNA. NCBI's taxonomy places the organism in Eukaryota, Metazoa, Chordata, Mammalia, Perissodactyla, Equidae. The record is from RefSeq and is a predicted model, not a curated record.
AAAAAGAGGAGGAUUGGCAGUGGAUGUUAGCUUAGGGCUAAUCUUCCUCAAAAAGAAAAAAAAGAUACUAAAGUCAAUGAGGUUACAUGGGAGGAGUCUAAUUCAAGAAAGCCAAAAUGCCUUCACAGACCUUAAAAAUCUGUUCAUAAAUAUGUUAAUUUUAAAAAGGGAUGCUUAUCUAUUAAUUAAAUAUUAAUUAUCUAUUAAUUAAUCCUCCCCCCCUCCAACACAUAUACACACAGAGCCCUUACUUGGCAGCCUUAAAGAUGACCACGUGUAUAUAAAAGUGAAGACACUUCUGUGUUCUAAUGAAAGGCUUGAGUUGCACCAGCUGCAGGGUGUCCCCAGGGCGGGACAGGUCUGUGGGGUUGGGGUGCAGCGCUGGUCCUCAUGGAGCUUUCUCUGUCUUCGCCUCUCCAGGUGCCCCCUUUCAAAGGUCUCAGCAUCCGCACGCUACCUCCUGCCGCCACUUCCACCUGGGCCCCCCGCAGCCGCAGCAGCUCGCGCCCGACUUCCCCCUGGCCCACCCCGUGCAGUCGCAGCCGGGCCUCAGCGCCCACAUGGCCCCGGCCCACCAGCACAGCGGCGCCCUGCACCAGUCGCUAACCCCGCUGCCCACCCUGCAGUUCCAGGACGUCACAGGUCCCUCCUUCCUACCUCAGGCCCUGCACCAGCAAUACCUCCUGCAGCAGCAGCUCCUGGAAGCCCAGCACCGCAGGCUCGUCUCGCACCCCAGGCGGAGUCAGGAGCGUGUGUCUGUCCACCCCCACCGCCUCCAUCCAAGCUUCGACUUCAGCCACCAACUCCAGACGCCUCAGCCCAGGUAUUUGGCUGAGGGCACCGACUGGGAUCUCAGUGUGGACGCCGGCUUGAGUCCUGCUCAGUUCCAGGUGCGGCCCAUCCCUCAGCACUAUCAGCAUUACCUAGCGACUCCUCGAAUGCACCACUUCCCCCGAAACUCCUCCUCCACGCAGAUGGUCGUCCAUGAAAUCCGAAACUACCCUUACCCUCAGCUUCACUUCCUUGCUCUCCAGGGACUGAACCCCAGCAGACACACCUCUGCCGUGCGGGAGAGCUACGAGGAGCUGCUGCAGCUCGAGGACAGGUUGGGAAAUGUGACUCGGGGAGCUGUACAGAACACCAUUGAGAGGUUCACCUUCCCCCACAAGUACAAGAAGCGAAGACCCCAGGAUGGCAAGGGCAAGAAGGAAGAGGGGGAGGAGUCAGACACAGAUGAGAAAUGCACAAUCUGUCUGUCUAUGCUGGAAGAUGGAGAAGAUGUGAGGCGCCUACCCUGUAUGCAUCUCUUUCACCAACUGUGCGUGGACCAGUGGCUUGCCAUGAGCAAGAAAUGCCCCAUCUGCCGAGUGGACAUUGAGACACAGCUGGGAGCUGACAGCUGAGGGAAGAGUUAGCCAGUGGACGCCCCAUUUUCCUUCACCAGGUCCCCCCACGGCCAUAGCCCUUGCAGCCAAACUUUGCCUUCUGAGCCAUUUGAUGUAGAGGAUAAGCCUGCAAGCACAUUUUGUGGACAGAGGAGUUGGUGGUAUCAGUGUCUGAGGGAAAGGAGGGGGUGGAGGGAGGACCACCCAUCCAGAAUGGUGACUGCCCCCAUCCGCCUUGCCGAGUGGGAGGGAGGGAGCUGGCCGUGCCCGGAGCAGGGGUGGGAAGGGGGGGCCCACGCUGCUGAGAAUCUUGAUGCGAUCCUGAAGGUCCUAGCUGAUAGACUGGCCCCUCAAUCCUGUCCUUUGAAGGAUUGUAUAUAUACCUCUCGACCACGUAGAAACCAUGUAGGGGUCUCUAGCUAUUUCUGUGGAUGGCAGCCGGAGCAUGUUAGCUUAAGAAAAAUGUCGUGUGUGGUGCUCUAGUCAUCUUGUGGUGGACAUGUCGCUAUUACCGAAUUCGCACCAAAUAUUUCUCAUUGAGUUUCUUGUUUUGGUGCCUGACUGAACCAACCAACGACAGCCCAAAUCUUCCCGUCUUUAGGAGAGAAAAGGAAAAAGGAAUCAAAAGUGAAAAAAAAAAAGCCAAAUUCUGUUUACGGUGAAAACCAAUUUUUUUCACCCAGAUUGGGAGGCGGGAGGGGGGGUUCUCGUGUUUUUUGGUUUUGUGUUUUCCUUUGCUUUUUUUUUUCUCAUGUUUACAGUGCAUGGAGUGUGGAGAGGGGCAUCUGGGAAAGGGCAGAACUGGAAAUGGAGCAGAUAGGGGACUUAGAUGGGCUUCUGAGGGGCUCAGCCGGGGUUGGGAAGGCAGAGUUUGAGUAGGUGAAGGGGAGAAUUCUGUCUUGAAAGAGGGCUCCCCAGUUUUGGAGCCCAUCUACUGAGCUCCAGCCAUCCCCCUGGCUUUAGCCAGAGUUGCCCCAGGUCCCUCAGAGCCAGGAUGCCCCUCAUGCCAGCUUCUUCCUUAUGGCUGUGCUCAUGCCCUGUCACAAAGAGGCAAUUUGGCCACUGCCUCCCUAUGCAAAAAAUUAACCGAUGCUGAAGACAAGAUAGCAUACGUGAUGGACACUUGGUCUUGGCCAGAGUACUCUCCUCUAGCACUCAGGGGCUGAGGUCAAACUCUGUGGACCUUGAGGAGGACCUUCAGCUUCUUUUGGAAUGUCUCAAAUCCUGCUGGAGUCCCUCCGAGAUGGCCCCGGCCCUGAGACUGCACUGGCUGGGUUUGGGGGGUCCUGUGUCCCUAGCCUCUGACUCUUUGAUAACCGUGGGCAAGUCCCUCUCUCUGUGCCUCAGUUUCCUUCUCCUGAGAGUGGGGAGAAACAACAGUGCAUCCCCACUUCCACUUCCUCUACCUCACCUAGAUGUUGUGAGGAUUAACAGUAUCUGCCCAAUGCAUCCUAUGCUCUCUCCUGGGAACCUCCUUAAGGUUUAGGGAUGAGGGGUGGUAGGAGAGACAGACCUGGAGGUUCCAAGUGACACCACCCAGGUGUCUUUCUGCACCACCACACAAUUUUUCUGAACCUCCAAGGGAGCAGAGAUGGGAGGACUGAAGAAUGGAGAUAGGAAAAUCCACCAAAUUCCAACCCCAACCCAACUUUAUCCACACGUGGAAAACACCAGCUCAGCUGGAAUUCCACUCUCUUCUUUUGCCCCUCCCCCUCUCCCGAAUUUGCACUGCCCUCAAAGCUUCCCUCCCCUCACCCCCUACUCCAGUCUCAAUGCCCUUCUAUCAAUAAGAGAAGACUAAGAAGGACCAGAUACUUAUCACAUAGAUGAAGAAGUUCCAUAAGGUUUAGGAAAUCUGAGUUUGCACUGCUGCUACAAAGGGUAAAAUCAGGACCAAAGGGCAAAUGACUGGGAGGCAGAUUUUGGCUUGAGGCAGAACCUUCCAGGACAACCAGAGCUGUCAGGUGGAAGGAUGGCUGCUCUGGACACCUGCAGGCAGAGAGUGGGGACGUGGCUUCCGGUAGGAGGGCUACUCAAGGAUCUUACUCAGACUAAGGCAAUCUUGACUGAGGUGCUGGGAGAGACAAUGGCAAAGAAGACAAUAUCUCGCCCUGAGGAGCUUCCAGUCUAGCUGAGGAGCCAAGAUACAAACAGGUGCAAAAAUGGUGAAUAGUCUGAUUCAGGGUUAACAUCAGCGAGCCUUACAUUGUCCCAUUCAGUGAUUCCGGUAUGUGAACAUUGUCUCCAGGGUGGUGGAGACCCCACCAAUGGGGGCAGCACUUCUGAGUCAGGAUUUGGAGCAAGCUAGUUACCAGUGGCCACAGGAAGCUGGGAAUACUUCCAACCCUGCUUUGAUGCAGAGGCAGCCAAGGUGGUCUGGGCAAGGGCACGCUCCUCUCAGUCUCGGCUUCUCUCUGAGGCUGGUUUCAAAGGCUAGCAGGUAGAGGGAGUCAGUGAGGAGGCCAGAUGGAAUGAGAGCUGGUGCCCCGGGGUCCCGUCUUGGCUCUUCACUGACAAAGUGGGCCACGUUAGAAACCCUCUUCGUCUCUCUGGGCCUCAGUUUCCUCAGCUGUAACACAAGGAGGUUGGAUUGGACGCUAAAUUCCCUUUCAACACUCAUUCUCUGAUCCUCCCUAACAUCGACGCAUCUUUCAAGUCAGUAGAGCUGCGUGCCAACUGAGCUAUUGAAAAUGACUUUCUGUGGACACCAACAUCUAUUUCCCAGGCCAAGAGUCGGGUGUGUGCCCUCCUUCCUCCGGAUUCUCUGCAGGCUCCCUGAGUGCCCCAGGCUAACAUGAGGCACUGACUGGGUUGGGGGUCUUCUGGGGGGAAGAGGUCAGCUGCUGACUUUGGGGGUAGAUCCCGAAGCCCCUCUCCUCCCCAUCUCUCUGGGGCCCCUGUACCCUGCAGGUGGGCACAGGAGGUGAGUGGACUCAUGCUCCUCCCAGCUCCCGGCUUCCUUAGGCAGGCAGCCCGGCAGCCAUCCCGGGGAGAGGAGUCGGGAGAGGGUUGUGCUUCCGCUCCCUUGAGACCCCCUGCCAAUUGUCCGCGAGCCUGGGAAGAGCGGAGAAGAGGUGGGCUCGGGCCUCGGCAUCUGGCACCCACCACCUCCAGGAGAGAAGACCCCUGGUAGUCCUCCUUCUGCUCAACUCAAGGGACUCAAACCCUUUCUUGACUGAGACGUAUGAGUGCCUUCUGGGGCGAGAGCUGCCCCAGGAUUCCAGUUGGGCCUCCUAGCCGCAGCCCUGGCCGCAGCGGGCGCACCGAGGACGCCAAUCAAUGAAACCAACGCCACGAGCCCGGCUGGCGCGGGCAGAGGCGCCGGGGUCGGGGGGCCGCGGGCUCCUCCGCUAGCCGGGACGCCCUCGGGCCCUGAAGCCCUUGCUCACCAUCUGUGGCGGGACUCAAGCUCCUCUUCUACAAAUGUUCCCAGCCUCCGUGCAAGUAUUCUUAACUCUUUACGCCUAAUGAACAAGCACAGUUUUUUCAACGGUGAAGAAAAAGCACCAGAUUUUUUUUUUUCUUGAAGAAAUCCCCCAAACCCUCCGCCUGCCGGCGGGACAAACACUCCCCGCGUGGGGCUGUAGCAACGUCUGUCAGGUCCCCUCCUCGUGUUUCAUCUCCUGCGCGCGUAGAGCAAAUGCUAGAGCGAUUUCAGCUGAUAGAAAAACAAAAAUGAAAAAAAAAAACACAAAAAACAAAAAACAUGGCACGUUGCUAGUUUACAGGGUUUUUGUGAGUUUAAAUGCCUUAUAUUUAACAAUCAUAAUUUAUGACUAACUUGUAGAUAUCGUGGGUUCUUAUUUAAUUAUUUUUAUAGUUGUUUUGCAUUUUUAAUUAUAAUUUAUUUAUUUAGAAAGGAUACUAAUUUUUUUUAUUACUCCUAUUACCUCAUUUUGGCAUUGUCCCUGGGAGUGGAAUGCUUUGCAUGCAUUGGUACGAUGACAAACAACUACGAAUACAAAAAAAAAUUUAAAAUAAAAUUCUGCGAACUUUAUUUCGUCCAAACUAUCAGGGUGUGUGAUUGCAAGCUGUCCUACUGUGGUGCUGGCCUCUUUUGGAUACAUUCCAUACGAAAUGCAAAACUUUGAUUCUGUAUGCUGUGAUCUAGUGAAAAACUCCAAUAUAGUGACUGUAUUUAGCACAUAUAUAAAUAUAAUUUGCACUCGUCAGCAGACUGGGGUAAUCCUUUCACUUGCUACCUGCCCCCCACCCCCAUCAUUAACCUGUUUUUCCUUCUUCCCUUAACUUCGACCCACCCUGCCUUCAUCUUCUGGGGAAAGUCAAGGGCCACUGGACGUCACUCUUUCCCCCCCGGGCUCCAAAUCUCUCUGGUUCCAGAAUUGGGCCCUUCGGACACAGCCAGCAGGAGUAUCUGAAAGCCAAAAAGCUUGAUUUAUUAGAAUGAGACUAACUGGGGUUUUCAGACCAGCUCUGCUGCAAACCGCCCUCUGACCUUGAGCAAGUCACUUGGCUUCCCCCAGUCUCAGUUUUCUGGGCUGGGUGAGCUGGAGGAUCUCUCGGGUCCCUCAGACUCGGAUAGAGUAUAACCCAGAUCCGGUGGGAGACCGCCACGCUGUGCUAUCUCACCCUCUCAGGAGAGAGGAGAGGGAAGGAGAGAGGAAAAAGGGAGGUGGGAAGGAAAGAGAAAAGGAGAGGAAGAGAGUGGACGGAGGAUUUAUCCAGCAGAUUUGCUCAAAGGAGAGAUCCGGAAGGGUUUUUGUCCUUUUAUAUGCUACAUCCUGUGGGUGACAGAGAGGAGGUUAGGUGGACGCAUCCCUGGACACGGGACAUGGCUUUCACAAGGCCAUUUGGAGAGUGAGCUGAAGUCCACAUCUUGUUGGAUAUGGGAAUGGGGGAGGCAGAAUAUAAGCCCCAAACCGUGGUGUUUGGGAUUGGCACCCCUGUCCUAUCAUCUCUUGGAGCCUUUGUUGUUGAGGCAUCACCCUUGACAACAGGUUGGGACAACAGAUUUUGGACUCUGGUCUCUCCUCCCCAGCAUCUCCUCCUUCACCCUCUGCCAGUGCUCCAUGGGAGCUGUGGGCAGGAGAGGCUGCUGUGGAGGACGGGGUGGGGUGGGCGCUCCAGUCUCACUGCCCCCAAGGAGAAGUGCUGGGGGAGGGUUUGGGGAAGCAGUGGCCUCAAAGGCUGGCACAGCAGUGAGCCCAGAUGCCUUUGAGCCAAAAGGAGAGAGAGGAGGUCCAUGCACGCGGGAGGAGCUUCUGAGCAGGCUUAGACCCUGGCCAGGAAUGGGAGGACCACUCCUGUGCUCUCUGCGUGUCUGCCUCCUCCCUCCUCUCCUCCUUCCCUUCCUUUCCAGCUCAUCCUUCCCCCUUGCCUCUCGAUAUCACUGCCUUUGCCUGGUGGAAAAGUCCACCCUCCACAUGAGGCCCCCUGCGAUGGUGCUGAUGGGGGAGGAAGCGGAGGCCUGGAUUCACCACACUGCCUGGCCAGGCCCCUAAGCCCCAACUUUGCUCUGGCUGGUCUAUGGGUCCCGUUCCCUGGGCUUCCUGCCUGCUGCCUGCCCAGCUUCCCUUUCUGCCUACACCCUGGAAGCUUGUCUUCUCGUUUUGCUUGGAGGCGGCCUGUGGAGCGGCCCACGGGGACCCAUGACCACCACACUGCCGGGCCUGGCAGAUACUGCCCCCUUGGCAGGGCUCCUGGACGGACAUGCCUUAUGCUGCUCUGCAGGGUCAGAGUGGGAAGGGGCCCUUUGCCCUGGCUGGUCCGUCCCUCUCCCCGCCCAGCCCCAUCCCCACCCCCAGGCCCAGCCCCACCUCUGGCCUUGGAUCUGGCUCCUUUCUCAGCUAUGGAGCCUAUAUCACCAGGCCCUCCAGGGGGUAAUUUGGUUGCCCCUGGUAAGUGAAAGGAUUAUCCUCAGUGUUGAUUGUCCUUUUUUGUAAUCCUCCUGCUGUUCUGUUCUGUUGUGCUGUGCAACAUUUUGCUACAUAGACUAUUUUAUAGCAGAAAGCUAGAAGAAUAUUUAUUAUGAAUAUUAAAGCAAUAGUGCACCAAUGAAAAGGCGGAGACAUUAGGAAUUGUGUAAAUGCUUAGAUUCACUUUUGGUGGAUUUUUUGUACUUUAUUUAUAACUAAUAAAAAUGAACUGCAUUGCUAACUA